AAAUGUCUAUUCCAGCCAUAAAUCAGAAGGUUGUACUAAUCACUGGUUGUUCUUCUGGCAUUGGAUUGGCACUAGCUGCUCGCAUUGCAAAAGAUGAGAAGAAGCGAUUCCUGGUAUAUGCCACCAUGAGGAACCUGACUAAAGGGGCAGCUCUGGUAGAGGCAGCAGGUCGUACUUUGGGCCGCACUCUGGAGAUCAAGCAGCUUGAUGUGUGUGAUGAAACGUCUAUCAAAGCCUGCGUGGACAGUCUGCCCGUGCGCAGGGUCGACAUUCUCAUCAGUAAUGCAGGAUUAGGAUUGAUUGGCCCGAUUGAAUGUCAGUCCAUUGAUGAGAUGAAAACUGUAAUGGACACCAACUUCUUUGGGCUUGUGCGACUUCUGAAAGAGGUUCUGCCUGAUAUGAAGAAGAGAAAAAGUGGCCACAUAGUGGUCAUGAGCAGUGUGAUGGGAAUUCAGGGUAUAUUGUUUAAUGACAUUUAUGCUGCAUCAAAAUUUGCUGUCGAAGGAUUCUGUGAGAGCCUGGCAGUUCAGGCACUAAGAUUCAACCUAAAUAUAAGCCUCAUUGAACCUGGACCAGUUAUCACAGAGUUUGAGCGCAAAGUGUAUGAAGAAUGCUUGAAGAUAGACCUCUCCACAGCUGAUAAAGUGACUGCCGACAUGUUUACUAACAUCUACUUGAAGAAUUACAGCCAGAUAUUUGAGACUCUUGGACAAACACCAGAGGAUAUUGCAGAGAUAGAAAAGUGCCCUCUGCAAAUGAGGGGGCAGACCACCCUUCUGAAGGAAGCUCAGAUUUGUUUUUGUGGAUUUCACAAGGUUCAUCCACCAGUCACAGUGGAUGCAUCACAGAGCACACAUGCUCAAAGCACACCCUCCAUCAGUGAUGUGUCACAUUCUGCAAAGAUGGCCAAACUGACAUUGUCAAUGUUUGAAAAGUCAAGGUUUGGAGGCUCACAUGUGGCAGCAGCAAAACCCAAUUUGAGCACCCAGAGGAAAACCUCUCAGACAUUAGAGGACUCCAGUUCAGCCGCAGCUUCUAGCCCACCCUCUGAUCCUCGUCCUCCUCCAUCCCCCAAACCUCACCGGCCUGUCAUCCAGUCCUCCUCUUCCUUCUUCCUUCCUCCAGCUCAGAGAUCACAACGCAUAAAAGAAACGGCAACACCAUCGACUAUUUCUGAGUUUGCUGUUGUGAGCAGUGUUGUGGUUUUUCUUCCUCUAAUUCUGAAGAACGACUCUUGAGUCAAGGUUUUGAAACCAAAACAGGUCUCAUCUCAGCCAGAAGACCCUGUGGAUCUCCCACUACUGUGGCCACAGACAAUGCCACAGCAGGACCAGAAGUGGGUGUCGGAAGCACUUUUUAGGGUUGGUGCAAAGGGAAAGCUGGAGCUGCGUGAAAACCUACAGUUGUGGUAUCACCCCCCACAACCAGCCCUGUUGUACCACCAAGCUCCAACACCUGCUAGAUUUUUUUCACAGCGGCUCUUGCUCUGGAUGCCAUAUAGGCUAUGGAAGGUGCGGCUCCAGUGUACUAACCCUGCCUGUGCCAGGCAUCAUCUGUGUGGUGGUGGUCUGCACAGGAGGGUACGACAGGUGUUAGAUAUCGACAGAUACUACAACCUGGUCACAGAGACCCUAAUCUGUACCAGGUGUAGA
This is a messenger RNA of Triplophysa rosa, 1652 nucleotides long. RefSeq lists its product as uncharacterized. Bases 3 to 1238 code for a protein of 411 amino acids. Lineage: Eukaryota; Metazoa; Chordata; Actinopteri; Cypriniformes; Nemacheilidae. The record is from RefSeq and is a predicted model, not a curated record. The transcript is spliced from 10 exons. Gene Ontology annotation, molecular function: oxidoreductase activity.